GUCUAAUCAAAGCUGCAAAAAAAAACUCCUCAGGUAACCAUAAGCCCUGACAGGUAUGAUCGCACACGGUCAGAAACAGCAGCGAGCAAGACAGCAGCUCUCGUGCACUUCAUGUCGUGCCGGAAAGUUGAAGUGCGAUAGGCAACAGCCCUGUGAUCAAUGCCGUAAGCGAGCGAGGGAGGAUAGUUGCCACUACCUUCCAGCACCGCCAAAGAAGAAACAAAGUCGCAAUACGAAAGAACGUAUUGCACAACUUGAAGGGCUUGUCGUCCAGCUUAUGAACCGGGAUAGAACACAAGGAAUAUCUUCGGUCACUCCACCGAUAUCUGACGAUGGAGGCUCACAUAAAUCGAGAGCUCAGAUAGAUUCGACGCAUCUUCAGUCUUUAAAGUCGACGAAAGAAAGCCCUCAGUCUGAUGAUGGCGCUGACUUGGCCGCUCAUAAUUUGACUUACCUUAAAGUAAGCGGCGAUGGCGAAUCACUUUUUCGAGGUUCAUCGCACUGGGAGGCCAUUCUCGAUUCUAUCGCACAGCUGCGGGAUGAUUUUGAUGGCGAUAAUAAUAACGACGAGGACGUUGAAGAUGUUGAGAAAGUCGAGCAGAGAAAAAAUUUCAGCAAAACCGUGAUCAUUGGAGCCCCACCACCUGUUAGCAGGAGCACGCUCAUCAACUCUCUUCCCCCGAAGAAUAUUUCGGACCGUUUUUUGUGGUAUUGGUUCAACUCAGUGGAUCCAGGACUGCCAAUUAUUCAUCAACCUACUUUCCUCUCAUUGUACGACACUUUGUGGAUCGAGCCGUCCAAAAUUCCCACAAUGUGGUUGGCCCUGCUCUAUUUAAUUCUAGCACUUGGGGCUAAGAUAGCUAUGUUCAGCAACGUAAAGGAACGUGGGGAGGUACCAGAUCAUCUGUUAGAUCCAGACAAGUAUCAGCAACUUGGCGCCUCUGCCCUCGCUCUAGCCGAUUACACAAAACCGCAGCGAUAUGUGAUAGAAGCGCUAAUGACUCUUAUGAGCUGCGAGUACAUGAAUCGGGGAAAUGGUCAUACCAUAUGGCUUAUGAAUUCUUUCAUCAUACGUUUAGCGUUGCGAAUGGGGUACCAUCGCGAUGCUGACAAUUUUCCGAAGCUCAGUGUAUUCGACGGAGAAAUGCGGCGCAGAGUCUGGACAAUAUUGUUUACUUUUGAUGUGUUACAUUCAUACCAAGAAGGCUUGCCUAGCAUGGUGCAACAGAUUCAUUCAGAUACGAAGCCAGCGAGCAAUCUGCUCGACACAGACUUUGGACCCACUACAAAAGUACUUCCACAGCCUCGACCGCUCAUGGAGAUUUCACCAAUGUCCUAUCGAGUAGUUAAAAACCGUCUGAGCAAAGUCUUUGCCCUCGCCUGCGAUAUGUCACAUAUGCCUCAAACACCGCAGUAUGAGGAUAUUAUGAAAGUACACGACGAGAUUGACAAGAUUUAUUCAGAAACUCCGGAGGGCUUGCGAUUUUCCUCCAUGAGUCAAGCUAUCCUUGACCCACCAAAUAUGAUAUUCAAUCGCUUCAAACUCGAGCUAUUAUUUCAUAAGACAAGAUGUGUUCUUCAUAGACGAUCUAUGUUCCAGACUGAAGUCGCGUCCCCGCAAGAACACUCACGCAAGCUGUGUGUUGAAGCGGCUAUGAACAUCUUACGACAACAUGAGACCAUUUUCCUUGCAGCCCAAGACGGUGGGCAAUUGAGAUCAUCGCGCUAUUUCUUGGCGUCUCUAAACUCGGCAGAUUUCCUACUUGCCGCCAUGGUUCUAUGUUUGGAGCUGCAUCUCAUAUCUCUUGCACCAACUCCAGAAUUGGCUGGGCCAAACAAAAGCAGAGAUGAAGAAAUGAGGUCAUUACUAGAAGGCACGUACAACAUCUUCAAAAACUCCACGGACGAAUUCUCGGACGCUGCGAAAGCCGCGAAAGCUAUGGAAGCUAUUCUCAGAAAGGCCCAAAGACCAUCUAAAGCACCACAUAUGAAACAAGCGCCAGUUAACGCUCAAAAUUUCACUUUCGAGCCGACAAGUAUCAACCGCAGUGGUGUUCAACCUCUGUAUAACUCAUUUGAGAACUCACAAAGUGAAAAUUCAACCCUUUUCGAGCCCAUCAGCGGUAUGCUGGAAGAUAAUACCGACAUUGGGGUAAUGGAUUGGGCUGCAUGGGAUAGAUUGGUGCUGCAGUACAACGACCCAAAUAACGUCCCUCUCCAAUUUCAUGACCCGGAUAUGUGGCCACAUGAUUUGAGGGAGUGUGAUUUUCCCGAAUUUUCAGAGGGCUAUGAGUUCAAUUUCAGCAACCUUGAUCAAGGUUCCGAAAGUAUGUCGACCCUCGAUCCUACGUCAAUGAGAGGUAUCUCGAGUACGUCAGCAGAGUUUAUUGCUAAGAACCCGGCUAAGGGCCUUGUUGGAGCUGGUGUUAUGCCGAUAUAAGCUGCCAAUUGCAUAAUAAAAAUCCAACGAAGUCAAGUGUCCCUCACGCCAUAAUAACAUAAAGGCACUGUAAACUCUGAAUAUUCUGAGCAUAUCCGAAGUACAAUGUGGCUCGUUCAUACGCGAAUACUGAAG
Messenger RNA from Verruconis gallopava, 2575 nucleotides. RefSeq lists its product as uncharacterized. Gene Ontology annotation, cellular component: nucleus. Gene Ontology annotation, molecular function: DNA binding; zinc ion binding; DNA-binding transcription factor activity, RNA polymerase II-specific. The record is from RefSeq and is a predicted model, not a curated record. Gene Ontology annotation, biological process: DNA-templated transcription; regulation of DNA-templated transcription. Bases 56 to 2440 code for a protein of 794 amino acids. The transcript is spliced from 3 exons. Lineage: Eukaryota; Fungi; Ascomycota; Dothideomycetes; Venturiales; Sympoventuriaceae.